Dreissena polymorpha is the source of this 3825-nucleotide messenger RNA. RefSeq lists its product as uncharacterized. The transcript is spliced from 28 exons. The coding region runs from base 169 to 3534 and encodes 1121 amino acids. Gene Ontology annotation, cellular component: protein-containing complex; plasma membrane. NCBI's taxonomy places the organism in Eukaryota, Metazoa, Mollusca, Bivalvia, Myida, Dreissenidae. Gene Ontology annotation, molecular function: calcium ion binding. The record is from RefSeq and is a predicted model, not a curated record. Gene Ontology annotation, biological process: establishment or maintenance of epithelial cell apical/basal polarity; heterophilic cell-cell adhesion.
AUGAUAUGGAUGUUAUAAGUUAAAUCAAGUACAUAUUCUCAAAAUCUUGAUGGGAAAGCAUUGCAUUUAAGAUAAGACUUUCUAUUAAAUUGAAACCGACCAACGAACCGUAUUUUUAUCAUUGCCCUUGCCACUUCAAAGGCUUGACACUGAUUCAAAAAGUUUAAGAUGUUACCGAAAAAGAUUAUUCGAUCUGUAUGCUAUAUAGCAUAUAUACUAGCUUUUAUGCCGGAAGCCUUUUCGAAACCUGAAUUUUACGGAGCAACGAUGAGCGUUUUCUUAACGAACUUCACUCACGGCAAAAUAUUGGCUGAAGUUAAAGUCAUGACAGGCUGGAGGUUGGGUUCCGGACCAUGCGGACCCAAUUGUAAUUUGAUUGGUGUUGGCAAUUCAACAAAAUCUGAGCGUACGUUUAUUGAAACCAAAAGAAACGAUUCCUACUAUUUUGGAAAAUUUACGGUUGAAUAUCAAACUGACUCAAAAUACCAGACUACCGACCUUUAUAUAACGUCCAAUUACACGGAACAUGUUGUUGCCGUUAGCACAACUGAAACAUGGGAAUUGCUUUCAAUGAAGUUUUACGCGUUACUACAACCACCCGGAAGUAAAGAGGAUAUUGUAUUUGAUGGGAGAGAUUGGUAUAGCCAUAUCACUCAGGGUGACCAUGUUCGUUGGCAUUUACAAGUAAAACUAUCUAACCAUAUACGAAAUGAUACAAAUACGUUUAACAGAAUUCCAAGGGCAGUCUUAAAACCAUACUACAAGAUCCAGCUUAACCAGAAUACAUCGAUUACUAUUCCUGUUGUGGACGAUGAUGGAGAUUUUCUGUCUUGCAAGGCGGCAUCUGGAGUUGAGGCCUUUUCCAUUUCGUUUCCACCUCCGGAUGUAAAGGGAAUUACUAUUAGUGGGGCUUGUACGGUCACGUUUGAGGCAUAUUCAUCCAACAACUUCAUAAGAGGCAUGAUUAUUCCUGUUGUCCUGACAGUAAAGGACUUUCCGCGACAUCCCAUUGAGUUUGGUGCUUUCACAACAAACAAUGAUGGCUCAACUUUGAGUAAAAUACCAGUAGAGUUUCUUGUAGAAAUUGUUCAAUCCUUGGACACUCCACGUUUUGCGCCACCUACAUACGGAUCCAAUCACCAGUUUGUAGUCUUCAAAGGUGCAAGUUGGGAAACAACCAUUUAUGUUAACUCAGGAAAGAGCCCUUUGGAUGGUUUGCGUUUAAUAUGCGACAACAACAACUUCACUGUGGGCAAUGUUAAACGGGAUCCAUCAAAACCAGGCGUUUCAUUUGCAACAGUUAAAUGGGCCGAUACAUUGUCUCACGUCAUAAAGUCGAUUGUGUGUGUUACUGCGAUAGACCAGUACCUGGUGGAAUCUGCAGAGUUACGCUGCUUUUUAAUUGAAUACAAAGACUUCCAGUUCACCUUCUGGCAAUCAACAAAUCCUGGUGAGCGACCACAGUUUAUAAACGUGCCAUCUUUUAAUGAGAAUAUCACAUGUCCAGUUAAUGCAACAUGCAUUAUACCCUUGUUCCUCUUGUCCUUCAGGCCGGUCAGUAAUAUAAGCAUUAUCGACAAUCUUUUAAACUUCACGGACAUAACUCCAGUUUCUCCAGACAACACUUUACGUGAUACAUACAGAUCAGAUCUAUAUAUCAGACAUCUGGUUGCAGAAGAAUUGAAGCUUUGUCUGAUUGCCAAGGGCAUAAAUGGGAAUACCAGUGACGUGCUGUGUUUCAAAGUGGAUUGCAUACCUCCUGAUCCAUGUUUGCAGAUUCCAUGUUUCAAUGACGGCAUAUGCAUCUCAGACAAGAUUACCGGGGAUUUUGUUUGUCAGUGUAUUGAUGGUUUUGUCGGCCAAUUUUGUGAAACAGAAAGUGACCCCUGCACACCCGAUCCUUGCAGUGGACAUGGUUUUUGUUUUAAUAGCGUGAAACCUUAUUUCUGCUAUUGCACUGACGACGGGAUCACUCCAAAUCAAUACUCUGGCAGUAACUGUGAAAUAAAAAGUGACCCCUGCACACCCGAUCCUUGCAGUGGACAUGGUUUUUGUUUUAAUAGCGUGAAACCUUAUUUCUGCUAUUGCACUGACGACGGGAUCACUCCAAAUCAAUACUCUGGCAGUAACUGUGAAAUAAAUGGAGAUGAAUGCUCCUCGAAUCCUUGCAUGAACGGAGGUACAUGUGUUGACGGUGAAACUGGCUUUACUUGCAUAUGCAAAAACAAUUUCUUUGGGAAAAGAUGUGAGACAGACGCUAUGUGCAACUUUGAAAAUGGAUCACAGUGCAUAUGGCAAAACGUUAACCUUGGUGAUGAUUUCGACUGGAUGCUUCAUCGGUCUAAAACGCCUUCUGAUGACACAGGUCCGAACGUAGACCACACGUUUGGAAAUGAGACCGGAACUUAUUAUUAUAUCGAAACAAGUGCACCGCGACAGACGGAUAAUUUCGCGUGGUUGCAAAGUCCACCGCUACAAUCGUUGCAUCAAGCGGUUUGCUUGCAGUUCUGGUAUAAUAUGUACGGAGAAAGUGUAGGAAAGCUCGCAGUUUCUGUUGCUUAUAACGGAACAUUACCAGGCAGUGAAAUUUGGGCUAAGACAGGGAAUCAGGGACCUGAUUGGCAAUUUGGACGGGUUACAGUUAUCUGUAAUGGGACUUUUCAGAUAACAUUCCAAGGAGUCGUUGGUGACGGAUAUCUUGGAGAUAUUGCUAUUGACGAUUUUUCGUUUGAAACUGGCCAGUGUCGGCCAAUUACCCACACGGCUACACCUCGGUCAAAUACAACAAUUCAACCAUUAACAUCAACUUUCAACGUGGGAAUUGGUUGCUAUGGAAAUCCAUGUGGAAGAGGGGUUUGCUACGUUCAUCUGAACGAGUAUUUAUGUGACUGCCCUUCAGGUUACGCAGGAAAAAACUGUAACAUAGAUAUCGACCACUGUGCAAGUAUACCAUGCAAAAAUAACGGACAUUGUAUUAACAUUGGUUCUACCUUCAAAUGUGAAUGUCGCCUUGGGUAUUCCGGACAAGACUGUUCAUAUGAGCAUGGCCUUAAAUGUUUUGGAUGUCUGAGUCAGUCAAGUCAAGAGGCGUGUACUGCGGUGACAACCUGUGGAUCUGGUGAGUAUUGCUUUAUUGGAGCUUAUCAAGAUGUCAAUGGAUCAACGAAAUAUAAUAGCGGCUGCACACAAACAUUGGAGUGUCAUUCCUCGACUGGAGGAAAUUGUAGACACUGUUGUAAUACCGACUUCUGUAACGACCAGGGAUGCGGAAUCAAAGGGUAUUCAGCAAGAAGUCAAAGAGGACCACUUUGUUUUGACUGCAAUGAUAUGAUGGACAUAUCUUUCUGCAAAAGAGUGACACAAUGUCAAAGCGAUGAGAUAUGCACAUCAUACAUGAACCAGUACAUGCAUUUCGACAGCAAGUGUAUUUCCAGUCAAAGUAGGUGCAGUGUUUCUGGGGAUGGGUACUGUCAGAAAUGUUGCGCAGAUGACUUCUGUAAUGGAAAUUGUACCACAGCUGGAGUUGCUGGGUAACAUACGUGGAUAAUUGCCUCGUCAGAUUGUAUACAAUUUAUGGAUUAUAUUUAAUACAGUGUGAUAUGCAAGAAAUAAUUUGUUAUAACAUUUGUUGUUAAAAGUGUAGAUACAUUUUGUCCCUUUAAUUUCAUCUGUUUUUGUUGACAUAUAAAAUUAUACUGGUGCUGCCCUUGGAAUCAUUGUUAAUGCUGUCUUUACUUUUGUCCUCUUUAACUGAAACAUUUUAUAACCAAGACUACGUGUUCAAGAUUGUAAAGAUAGUGUAGAAAUAAAAUCGCAGGUAUUGUU